CGGUUUUUUUCUUUAUAGCCCCAGUUUGCGCUAGACCAACCUGUGUACUCUCCCUUCUCUCUCACACUCACACAGAGAGGAAAGUGAGCGCUGAUCGGCGGCGCCGUCGUUCACCCGCCCGGUAACUUAACGAUAAAAAAAAGAAGCAAUAAAAGAAAGCCUAGAAUCUGAUUUCUGUAGUAACAACAGUCACAGUUUUGUGCGUAAAUGGAGAUUGAUUCUGAUAUCCACCAUCAGAAUAUCAAGUCAUCGAAUGAAGAAGGCACAUCGAUGCAAACAGACUCAAAUGACUUGUCAAAUGUUCAAGGAAAUAGUAAAGGAAAAGAGGAGCUUAGUGAGUCAAUGGAUAAACUGCAUAUUGAGGGAUCAUCAUCUGGGCAGGCAGGGACUUUGUCACCCAACUUCAGGAGAAAACCAGUUAUUAUUAUUGUUGUAGGAAUGGCAGGGAGCGGAAAAACCACAUUUCUUCAUCGGCUGCUUUGCCACACGCAGGCUUCAAACAUUCGGGGUUAUGUGAUGAAUCUUGACCCUGCUGUGAUGACCCUUCCAUUUGGUGCCAACAUUGAUAUAAGGGACACUGUGAAGUACAGGGAAGUGAUGAAGCAGUUCAAUCUAGGACCUAAUGGUGGAAUUAUGACUUCGCUUAACUUGUUUACUACAAGGUUUGAUGAGGUUAUUUCUACGAUUGAGAGGCGAGCAGAUCAGCUUGAUUAUGUUCUUGUGGAUACACCUGGUCAGAUUGAAAUAUUCACGUGGUCUGCUUCUGGUGCCAUCAUUACAGAAGCUUUUGCUUCAACCUUCCCUACCGUUAUUGCAUAUGUAGUUGAUACACCUCGAGUGUCAAGUCCAGUUACGUUCAUGAGCAAUAUGCUAUAUGCUUGUAGUAUACUUUACAAGACACGGUUGCCUCUUGUGCUGGCAUUCAACAAGACUGAUGUGGCUCAACAUCAAUUUGCCUUGGAGUGGAUGGAAGAUUUUGAGGCAUUUCAGGCAGCAGCAAAUUCAGAUCAGUCUUACACAUCGAAUUUAACUCUGAGCCUUUCCCUUGUGCUGGACGAGUUCUACAAGAAUUUACGGACAGUUGGAGUCUCUGCUGUUUCUGGUGCUGGAAUGGAGGCCUUCUUCAGGGCUAUUGAAGCAAGCGCUGAGGAAUACAUAGAAACCUAUAAGGCUGAACUUGACAAGAGACGAGCAGAGAAGCAACGUUUGGAGGAAGAGCGUAGGAAGGAAAACAUGGAUAAAUUUAAAAAGGAUGUGGAGAAAUCUAUAGCAGAGGCUGUUGUUUUGAGCACUGGUCUGAAGGACAAAGGAGACGCGAGUAAAACCAUGAUGGAUGAGGAAGAUGGAGACAUGGAAGAAGAGGAAGACGAUGAUGACUUUGGGAGAUUUGCUGAAGAUGAAGAUUUAAUAGACGAGGAUGAAGAUGAAGAAGUUGCCGGAUUCUCCUUUUAGUAUACCAUUUAUGCUGACGUGAUUUUCCUUGAACACAGUUUUGUAUAGGGCCUUCACUAGUAACCAAACCACUGAUUGAAUUUUGCAUCUGAAUUGCGUAUACUUUGUGGUUGCGUUCUUGCACGCAGAGUAUCUCCAUAUCGUUUGCCGCACAGGAUAACUAAAGAAGCUCUUGUUUUCUUACCAAUUUUA
This is a messenger RNA of Corylus avellana, 1644 nucleotides long. It is a transcript of the gene QQT2, whose product is annotated as P-loop containing nucleoside triphosphate hydrolases superfamily protein. Lineage: Eukaryota; Viridiplantae; Streptophyta; Magnoliopsida; Fagales; Betulaceae. The record is from RefSeq and is a predicted model, not a curated record. Gene Ontology annotation, molecular function: GTPase activity.